CGGUCGGAGAUUUUGAGUAAGUAGCGUGCCAAGACAACAAGCGAGCCAAUUAGUGUCUCGCUUUAACUUAUGAAUCUGUUGCGGGACAUCCAGUCAGCAAGUUUUUGAUGACCUCGUCAUUGAAUCAGCCAACAUCGCCCCCAGGAAAACCAUCAAGAAAACCAAAACCUGCAAGCCCAUACACCGUCGCUCUCCAUCCCAAAUCGCUGCCCGGUUACAAUGCGCCUACAGUAAGAACAAAUCAUAGACCCCCCCCUCAAGAGACCAGCUAGUGUCGAGCUAAGCAGAGAUCUGAAGCUACCA
This is a messenger RNA of Mytilinidion resinicola, 303 nucleotides long. RefSeq lists its product as uncharacterized. NCBI's taxonomy places the organism in Eukaryota, Fungi, Ascomycota, Dothideomycetes, Mytilinidiales, Mytilinidiaceae. The transcript has a single exon. The record is from RefSeq and is a predicted model, not a curated record. Bases 108 to 272 code for a protein of 54 amino acids.